This is a messenger RNA of Octodon degus (degu), 6343 nucleotides long. RefSeq names its product potassium voltage-gated channel subfamily J member 15 (gene Kcnj15). The transcript is spliced from 3 exons. Bases 448 to 1575 code for a protein of 375 amino acids. Gene Ontology annotation, cellular component: plasma membrane. The record is from RefSeq and is a predicted model, not a curated record. Lineage: Eukaryota; Metazoa; Chordata; Mammalia; Rodentia; Octodontidae. Gene Ontology annotation, molecular function: inward rectifier potassium channel activity. Gene Ontology annotation, biological process: regulation of monoatomic ion transmembrane transport; potassium ion import across plasma membrane.
CUCCUUCCUUCUCAGCCCCUCCCUCCUCUGCCUAAUCUCUCCCAACCUCUUUCUUUCUCUCUCAGUUCUUUCAGGUAAUUCCUACUCAAACUUGUACCAACUUGUUUCUGACUGACAGUGCACAGGGAGCACGUUCCUCUGGAGAAACCCACAGCACCUAUCUUUCCCCAGGCAACCUGCGACCGGCUGCUCAGUUCUUUGCCUGCCCUAACUUCUCCAGCCAGGAGGCUGCAAGCAUCCAGCUCUGCAGGUAAGAAGCUCACACUGUGUCCACACCAGCUCGCGCUGCAGGCUGGAGAUGUAUUUGAAAACUUUACUCCUAAAGGCACUGGCAGAGUCCCAUGGUAGCCAGGUGGGUGAAGGGGACGAGGACCUGCCACCUGUCCUGAAGAAGACUCCUGACCUGCUGAGGGAGUGAGUGACCAGGUGUGUCCCAAGAACUGGGUGAUGGACACCAAUCACAUGAGCAUGACCAGGCCUUCCCUGGUGAAACACACUGCUGGGCCUGGCCUCAAGACCCACAGGCCCCGAGUCAUGUCCAAGAGUGGACACAGCAAUGUGAGAAUCGACAAGGUGGACGGCAUUUACUUGCUGUACCUGCAAGACCUAUGGACCACAGUCAUCGACAUGAAGUGGAGAUAUAAGCUCACCCUCUUUGCCGCCACUUUCGUAAUGACCUGGUUCCUUUUUGGGGUGAUCUACUAUGCCAUUGCCUUUAUUCAUGGAGAUUUAGAGCCCAGUGAGGCCAUUUCUAAUCACACUCCCUGCAUCAUGAAAGUGGACUCUCUGACGGGAGCCUUUCUCUUUUCCCUGGAAUCCCAGACGACCAUCGGCUAUGGCGUGCGUUCCAUCACGGAGGAAUGCCCUCAUGCCAUUUUCCUCCUGGUGGCCCAACUGGUCAUCACGACCUUAAUUGAAAUCUUCAUCACGGGUACCUUCCUGGCUAAAAUUGCAAGACCCAAAAAGCGGGCCGAAACAAUUAAAUUCAGUCACUGCGCGGUCAUCACCAAACAGAACGGAAAGCUGUGCCUGGUGAUCCAGGUGGCCAACAUGAGGAAGAGCCUCCUGAUUCAGUGCCAGCUCUCGGGCAAGCUCCUCCAGACGCACGUCACCAAGGAGGGGGAGCGCAUCCUCCUUAACCAGGCCACGGUGAAGUUCCACGUGGACUCCUCCUCCGAGAGCCCCUUCCUCAUUUUGCCCAUGACGUUCUACCACGUGCUGGAUGAAACGAGUCCCCUACGGGACCUCACGCCCCAGAACCUAAAGGAGAAAGAAUUUGAGCUCGUGGUGCUCCUCAAUGCCACUGUGGAAUCCACAAGCGCUGUCUGCCAGAGCCGCACAUCCUACAUCCCGGAGGAGAUCUACUGGGGCUUUGAGUUUGUGCCUGUGGUUUCUCUCUCCAAAAAUGGCAAGUAUGUAGCGGAUUUCAGCCAGUUCGAGCAGAUCCGAAAGAGUCCAGAUUGCACCUUUUACUGCGCAGAUUCUGAGAAGCAGAAAUUGGAGGAGAAGUAUAGGCAGGAGGAUCAACGGGAGCGGGAGCUGAGGAACCUUUUGCUACAACAGAGCAACGUGUGAUGCCAGGGUGUCUCCUGGCUGCAUCUCCCCAGCUGGUUCUACUCAGGCAAUCCUUUCAGACCAGCGGAAGCUGCGCAAAUGAAAACAAGGGCCUAUGUUCAUGCUCCACGGAGCCUCACUGGCGUACCCCAUGGAGCCCCUCUUGGGACCUGGUGGCUGAACAAGCAUUUCCAUAUUUGAGAGAGUUUCUGCAGAAUGCUUCCUCCAAAGUGAGCCUUCAAAACUUCACAUUUCCUAAAAUGGAGCUGCAUUUUGAAGAAUGGGAUGGAGGGCAAAGUGUCCUGUUGGAUGAUGGGUAGAUGGAUAGAUGGAUGGAUGGAUGGAUGGAUGGAUGGAUGGAUGGACAUUUAGCAUUGCCUUACUGAAGGGAAAUGCAUUUCCAUGCAAGAAUAUUAGUUAUAUUGUAAAGUAUUUAUUUAAUCAAAGCAUCAAAGACAUUAUGGUUAAUGGUUGAAAUGUGAUUGAGUAUUCAGUUAUAUUGUUGCCUUAAAACCUACUCUUUUUACCUAAGCGGGACUCCUACUCACAAAAUAUAGUAAUUCUAUCUUUUUACCUUUCUUCAAUAGACUGAAUUGUAUAGAAUGACACUGCUCAGAUGAGGAAUUAAUAGUUGUGAGAAAAUGUUCAUAACCUGAUGCUGAUGUUCCCAUUAAUUUCUGUUAUUGUUGUUGAGCUGUACUAAUCCUUUUCUAUGAAAAAUUGGGUGCAAAGAUCAGUUACCCUGCACCGUGUAGGCGUUUAGUAAUAACAUAGAGGACCAAGUACCAGGCAGAUUUAUAGAACCAGCACUUAUAUUUUAACAAGAUUCCAACCACUGCAUUUCUUACCUUAAUAUCCUGUCCACAAAGGGAUGGCAUUGAACUGCCCAUUGACAUUCUAAAAGCCACCCAGAGCUCUUGAAAGCAGUGGCCUUUUCCAGCAUGCUAAGCACAAGCUCAAAGGUUCGAUGGUUCAUUACCACCAUGGAGAGGUAAGCAGCCUACUGACAAAGGGAAUCUGCCCAAGUGCUGUACUUCAUGAGGCUGGGUGAUGCCACCGGAAGGAGAAGGGCUGAUAGUAAAGAAUUCAUAACCAAGAUGGUCCCUUGAAGGGAUAAUCUCACAGCACAUACAGAAUGCUCUCAGCAUUUAAAUAAUAUUUCACAUGACUCAUGUUAGAACUAACAUUUUGCCUUUCUCAAAAUUUACUCUAGUGAGCCAACUUUCUUGGGGAAGAGAAUAAAUGGGCUAGGAUUAGCUAGAUGUCUAUAGGCAAAUACUUAUUUCAUUUCAGCCAAGCCAGAUUGGUGCAUCCACUGAAGCAGAACGAGAGCAUAAUCAUUCAGGCAGCAUGUGCACAUAGACCUGAGUGCUGAGUGGCUACCUCAUUUAUAUACACGGGUAUGCCCUGGGUUCUCAAGCAUAAUCAUGGGAAGUAUCCAUGAAAGCCUUUUGCAAUGAAGAAAGAUGUUCACAAUGAUGCGUGUGUACAUUUGAUAGUACACAAAUAUGAACACUAGGACUCAGAGAAAAGGGAAAUAAGCUGGAUUCAGAGUGUUGGGGAAGUGAUGCCCUGGAACUACAGCACAUGUGGUUGUAUUUGAUGCCACCACAUUCGCAAGUGCUUCCCUUAAACAGAAAGUAUAGAAAUAAAACAAUGGCCUGGAGCUAAACUAUUCUAAUGCACAUAUAAGAAUAAUGGAGGCAAAAUCUAUAAAAGCUUACAAAAACUAUCUCAGUCUAUGCAUGAGAAAGAGAAUUUUUGUCUUUACUCAAUUUUUUUGUUAACUUUAUGUCAGGUUUCUUGAAAUCUCCUUUGUUUAAAAACAUUACAUGUUAAUGUAAUUAGAUAUCAGCCCUUUUAUUAUACUUUUUAAAUUUUAUUUUACAUUGUGGUAUAUAAUUCACAGGAAAAUAAUGCCGCAAGCAUGUUUACAGCUUUUCUGUUGCACUAUUAAUUUUUCACAGUAUUUGCAUCAAUGCUAAUUUGAAUGUAAUCAAGAUUAGGAAUCUUGCUCACUUACAGUGUAUAUGGUACAAAAUUUAGUGUAAGAUUCAGAAAUCUUGUUUUGCAUACAUCUUGCAUAUCAUUUUUAGCCAGAUGUGGAAGACCUGGCCAUCUGAUCUUUUAUGCCAUGCAGUGCCUUGAAAAGCAAUAAUAAUGCCAACAUCAGAAUUAUGACAUAAUUGAAUAUUAUGAAUCGAAUAUUGACUAGAAGCAGCUCUAAAGUGGUAUCCAGUCUAAAACUUAGCACUUUCCAGAUACAUUUAUUACUGUCAUUACUUUGUACUAAAUGUUGUCAUGUCACUAGGCUAACAAGGAAUUUAGGUCGCAGAAAACUUAUUUGGUGGUAUGUCAAUAAUCUUCUAAUUAAAAUACAGUCAUGCUACAUAUCCAAGGAGUAAAAGGCUUUAGUGUUGUAUAUUUCUGAUACAUUUGGUCUUUUUUGGUGAGACUGCUCAACAUGCUGUGCUCCAUUCGGGAAAACAGAAAAGUCAGAGGAGCUAGUCAAUGUGAUGUAGGAAUCAUGACUCAUUUCAGUAAAAUGCAUACAAUUAAUAUUAAUAUGGCCCCUUGUAGGCAAUAACUCCAUAUAGCAAAGCAAGGAUGCUCUCAUUCACCUUCACAACCAGCUGCCUGUGGGGGGCGGUGGGGGACACACUGUGUUGGUCAGUUCACCCCUUGUUGGAACCCAUACCCAGCACUUACAGCUCAAAGGAAAAAGUGGUUUAGUUUGGCUCAUGGCCUCAGGCUUUACUCCAAGAUCAGUUGGCUCAAACUCAGCAACAUCGUGGCAGAAGGUGUGGGGAGCAAAGCUGCAGCUCCUGGGAAGCACAGCAAGGAAACAGUGUCGGAGAGAAGGCAGGAAGAAGGUCUAGUGCCCAAAGCCAGGCCUCCAUCACCCACUCGACAUGUCUAGAGUGUGCUGCACCUAUCUCUUAAGCAGCAGUCAAGUCAAUCCAGUGAACAGUCCAGUUUAAUGAUCACACACUCCUUGCUUCCCCUUUCCACUGAUGGAGAAAUUAUAAUACGGUGUAGAUUAUCUAGAACUCUUCAAUAACUGAUUAGUGGUGAAAAGCACCAUUAAUCAGCCGGCCAAAUAUUUAGACACAUUUUAACAACUAUUUUGUUCAAUUUUUAUUGGAAAUUUUAAUUUCAAUAGUAAUAGUACUGAAAUGUUAAUUGAGACAUAUUUUUAAAAUGGCAGUUUUACUUCAAGAUGAUAAACAUGAGACUUCAGGGCCAGUCAAAUAGCUCAGCAGAUUAGAGUGCCUGCAAGCAGUGGCAGGGACCAGGGGUUCAAUCCCCAGGCCUGCGGUGCUGGCCCCCUCCUCCGGGUCAUGCUGAAAGAGCAAUUGGGACUGGACGUGGUGACGAGUACCUGUAAUCCCAGCUCUUGGGAGCCUGUAAACAGGCGGAUCACUACGAGUCCUAUCUAGUAGUGAGACCCUGAACACCCUGUAGACCCUUCCCUAAAAUACAAAGGAUAAAUAAAUAAAUAAAAUAAAUAGGGGACUUCUGCUCUAGGAUGGGCUUCCUUGCUCAGAUUGCCAGGAUGUAACAUCCUGUGUAGUGUGGGGGGAGCAGGACACCAAAGCAAAGCAAAGCAAAAGGAAAACAAAGAAAAGAAAAAAUGAAAAGAGAAAGCACAAAGCCUUCACACUGGACUCUCAAUAAAAGAUCAUCUGGGUCUUGGAUCUGUACAUUGUUACAGCCAAAGGGUCAUAAAUUUGACCUCAUGGUGUGACAAAGAUGCUGUCCAUCACAGCUUUCAUUCUCACCCAGUUUCUCUUGUUACAGCUUUUAAAAAUUAGUUUUUAAUGAUAGUAGUUUUUCCUAGCUUUCCAUAAUGCAAUUUUUAAUAAAUGAAAAGUAGUAUUAUUUUAAGUCUUGACUUGAUGUUAUGGGGUAUGCACUCGUAAUCCAAUAUUAGAUUAGUUGACUCUGGAUGUAUGUGGGGUGCAGUUUCCUCCUCAGGGAAGUCUCACAUGUGCAGGUCGCAUGAGUGUUUCACUCCUAGGUGAUCAGCUGCUCGUGUCUCCCCAUCGUGAGCUGCAUUCCAUCUCUCUCAGAGGCGACUCACCAGCCAAGUCUGCACAGCUACAGUUUGCAAUGAAAUGCUAUUUCUAAAACUUAAGUAGAAUUUUAAAGGAUAAAGGAGUUACUUGCCUUUGUGAGGCAUGAUAUUUCUCUGUGACUUUGUUUUUCCUAUUGUAUUAUUUACUGCUUUACAGGACUCUGAGACAAAGUCUUUAUCUCCAGAGUAAGGAAGGCAGUAAGAGAAGUGUAAGAAACACAAGGUAAUCACGGAUCACCUAGAUUUUCAUGUGAAAGGAUUUUUCCCAGAGGAAAAGAACUUUGUAAGGAAAACUUGGUUACUCGAUCUUAUAGUACAGCAAACUGUCAUUAUAUUCUGGCAACCCAGGAGAACCAAUUUUCCUAGUCAUUUAAGAAACAUUGGUGGGUUAGGUCCAACUAUUUUCCCCAAAGAUUUUCCACUAAACACUUCAUGGAAAAAGAAGUGUGAGGCAAAAUCUGAGCUCUAGCCAUUCCCUCCAUCCCAGCCUGCCUGGUUCCCUGGUGAACUACCCUUCCUUCCACUUAACCUAUGAUUCCUUAAUUGUUCCUUUUGAUUUUGCUAUCUAUUCUGCCAAACCAAGUCAUCUGGUCAGUUUAAACAUAACCAAUCUGAAUUAAAAGCUGUAAAUACUUAGAUAUCAAAAAUUACAAGAAUUUUCAUUUUUUUUAGUUGGUAUUCCCAGUGUGUGUUGCAACUGGAGAAAGAAAG